GCCCCUUCCAAAAUGGGCAACCCCGACUCCCCCAAACAAUGUUCUCCCUAAGUAGGAAGCUCCGGCUGUCGUUCGAAAUCCCCUUCGGCCAAAUUGAGAAAGUCACGGCCCGGUCCUCGGGCCCCGGGGGGCAGAGCGUCAACAAGGCGGAGACCAAAGUGCAGCUCCGCUUCAACGUGGACGCGGCGAAGUGGAUCCCCCCCGCGGUUAGGGACAAUUUAAAGAAGGUGCACAAGAACCGGCUGAACAAGAACAACGAGCUCAUCGUCGAGUGCGAAGAGACGUCCUCUCAGAUUUCUAACUACAAAAUUUGCGCCGAUAAAUUGAGGGCCCUCCUGGAGGAAGCCGAGAAUUACAAGGAGAAAACCAAAUACACGUCGGUUAAGGAUUUUAUACAUUUGAUAAAGACAGAUGAGCAGAUCAAACGGUAUAAAGAUGGCCUUAUUGACCGCAAGAAAAAGCGAAAGGAGAGAAAGUUUAACAAGAGGGAUUACGAUUGAGCGGAUGGAGGCAGCUCCAAAAGAUGCCAAGCACUUUGCACCGUCGCAUCGCAUGGGUGGACUUCCAUUGGACGAGGAGAAGUUGCGAAUGGACAGGUCACUCCGAAGGGGGUCAACGCAUAGAUCGGCCAGACGGGCAACCCAAUUGGGCACCAUUUAAGGGUAAUCCCAAGGAGCGUCUACAGAUGAGCAUGACCCUCUGCUGUUGUGCAUACGGUUAGCUGCGUAUCUUUGCAAAAAAAAAAAAAAAAAUUCCCUUUUUUUUUAUUUUUCUUUUUUCCAAACCGGUCGGAUUUCCACUGACUGCCCGCCCCAAGGGGUAAAGUUGACAACCACGCGAACCGCCUAAAUAACUUUUUAAAAAUUAUUUAAAAGGGGAAUUUAAAAUUUAGGCAUUUUUUAAAAUAUACAAGUGCACACAUGUACAUGGGCAUUGAAAAAAGGGGGGCAAGGAAAACCGCAUAGGACGACUGUGGGGGGUGGGCACAUACGUGGAGUGGCAAUGUGGGUAGAUGCAAGGCGUGGCAAUGUGGGUAGAUAAAUGCGAGCAGAUACACAUUUGUGCGUGCUUGUGCGAGAUUGCGCGGGUACAUGCACAGGCGGUGGUUCAGACGCACACAGACGGCGGCAAGCAGAGGGUGGCAUGCACAGGCACGUUCGCGCAGGCAUGGGCGCACGUCUGACUGGGAAUGACUAAAGUUGCCUCCACACCCGGUGUUAAACAAUUAGCAGUUCGCGCGCUUCUGCCUGUUCGUGGCCACGAGCGAGGCGUGAAUGAGCAUGCAGGUGUGUUUGCAUGCGGGUGUAUGUGUGUAUAUGCAUGUGUGUACGUACGCAUGUAUGUAUGAGUGCAUAUGUAUGCCUGCGUUGUAUGCCCGCGUUGUACGCUUCCGCGCGGGGGCUGCUAUCCUUUGGCUGCGUGCUCUGCCGAGUGAGAAGGCGGGGGAGGUGGGUAACUGGGGCUGCCUCCCCUGCAUGGCGCCUACCUACGUGCUACUACUUUGCUACUACUUUGCUACUACUUUCCCACGUAUUUGGCAAUUCCUCUGUGUAGUGGUCUCUCCUUCUUUGCUGCAAAAACCUUCCUCUCACACUUCCUAACGCACACAACUGUGCUGGCCCUCAGUUUUCUAUGUCCUCCUCGUCGAUGGCCACCGCCGCCGCCUGCUCCAACUCCUUCUCUGCCUCCCUGACAAUGUUCAGGUCAAUUUGGAAUUCGGGAGCUUUGGCGUGCUCUCCUACGAACACGAGGUUUGGCUGGUUAGAUAACCUUCUGGCUAGCCAAAGAAAUGGUUUCUCAAAAUUAUAAUUUGACCUUGCAGACAAAUCAUAAUAUUGCAAAUUUCUUUUCCUGUGGAAUUGUAUUUGUCUGGACUUCACUUGCCUGUCCUUUACGUCUACCUUGUUUCCCACUAAGACCAUCGGGAUGGUCUCACAGACUCGGGUAAUGUCUCUGUACCAGUUGGGGACGUUCUUGUAGGUGAUUCGAGAGGACACGUCAAACAUAAUAAUCGCGCAGUCACUCUUG
This is a messenger RNA of Plasmodium vivax (malaria parasite P. vivax), 2028 nucleotides long. RefSeq names its product Immature colon carcinoma transcript 1, putative. The coding region runs from base 39 to 500 and encodes 153 amino acids. Gene Ontology annotation, biological process: mitochondrial translational termination. Gene Ontology annotation, molecular function: translation release factor activity. The record is from RefSeq and is a predicted model, not a curated record. Gene Ontology annotation, cellular component: mitochondrial large ribosomal subunit. NCBI's taxonomy places the organism in Eukaryota, Apicomplexa, Aconoidasida, Haemosporida, Plasmodiidae. The transcript is spliced from 6 exons.